GUUUUAUAGAAUUAUAAAAAUGAAGAGGGUUAUCUCUAUCUUAUUCUUAGCAGUCAUAAUAGGGGGUUCCCUAGCGAUACAGGAGGGAACGAUUGAUGAUGUGGAUAAGGUCAUUUUUUACGCUCUACCUCAUUCCCACACUGACGCAGGGUGGUAUUGGACGUAUAACUACUACUAUAAUCUUGCCAAGAAUAUCCUGAAUUCCGUCACAGAUUAUUUAUCGACUCAUGAGCACGCAAGAUUUACUUGGAGUGAUCACUCCUUCUUCAGAAAAUGGUUCAAUGAGGAAGUUAAAGGCAAAGGCGAGAAAGAGGGCAAAGUUCGAGAACUUAUUAAAAAUGGCCACCUUGACUUGAUCAAUGGUGGUCUUGUCCAGAAUGACGAAGCCUCUUCCCAUAUGAAAGAGACAUACACUAAUUUUGAAGAGGGUUUAAAGUUCUUAUUCGAAGAAUUUGGGAUUAGGCCUGAUGCUUACUGGCAGCUAGACCCCUUCGGUUUCAGCUCUAUCUCACCUGAGGUUUACAAAUCACUUGGAAUUAAUAAAGUGAUAAUAAAUAGAAUGUCCGAGGCUUACAAAGAUGUGCUCAGAAAGAACCAAGAUCUUGAUUUUAUCUGGCAAGGAGAUGGUGAAGAAGAAAUAUGGACCCAUACACUCCACGGUCAUUAUGGAAUGGAGCUAGAUUUCUACUAUGAUAAGAGAUGGUAUACCGACAAAAAGUGCCCAAAUCCGCUAGAUGAACCCUGUGUUAAGAAACUUGUGGAAGAAUGCAUCCAUCAAGGCUUGAAAGUUCAUAACAGAACUGGAUAUGUCAUGCAGCUAUUGGGCAAUGACUUUUUCUUCUCCGAUGCUUACUAUUCUUUUGAUUAUAUAGAUGGGAUGAAAUCUUCACUUGAAAAAUAUGGGUCUAAAUACCUAAGCGGGAAACCUGUAGAGUUCAGAUAUGUAACCCUCUCUGAAUAUCUCAGAGAUAUGGAGAAACUCAAAUAUGAAAUUGGAAGGUACAGAGGAGAUUUCUUUGUUUACUGCCAAUAUAAUCCCUCUGACUUCUAUGAUCAACACUGGGGAGGAUACUUCUUUUCAAGACCAAUGUUUAAAUGGAUGGUAAGAGAUUCAUUGUCUUCAGAAAGAUUGCUUCACUCAAUGAUCGCAACAAUGAACUUCGUUGCUCUGACUAAGGAAACUAAUCUUAAAAAUGGUGAGCUUAAGAACACUUUCCAUACUUUAAUGAAAGCGAGGGAGUACAACCCAGUCAUGCUGCAUCACGACGCCAUCACUGGAACUCAUGGCCAAGCGGUAAACAUUGACUAUAAAAGGAUUCUUCAAAACAUCCACAACAAUAUGGAUACUGCUACAACUAAGCUUUUACACAAUGUGCAAACAUUGGAAAAUUUAGGAAAGAAGCAGCUGGAAAUAGUGAUGUAUAACCCAUCUUUCUACACAAGAAACGAAAUUAUAAAUAUCACAUUACCAUCAGAACAUUGGUCUUUUAUCGAAGCUUUACACCCUGAUGCUGAAAUUAUGGACAGUUACAAGCUUAACAAAGAAUUCUUCUCCCAAGACAAGACUGAAUUUAUCUUGUGGAUGAAAGUAUCAAUAAAGCCAUUUGCAUAUGAGAAAGUCACCAUUGAAAAGCAUGAUGACCAUGAAAGAUGCCAAAGUGGCGGAAAAUGUAUUGAAAGAGUACAGAUUCAGCAUCUUGGAAUUCCUUCAACAGAUCUUACAGUUUCGAAUACUCUUACUGAGGCAAAACUUGGCCUUAAUUCGUUAGAAAUCAAGCAAAUCACUGAUAGGGAGAGUGGUCAAGUUCUUGAAGUCAAUGAAGCUCUAUAUAAAUAUGAUGGAAAGGAUACAAAAUCUUGUAUUUACCUCUUUAAGCCCACUUCAGCUGCUGUAAAGAUUCAUCUCAGAGAUCAGAAAUUCUUGAAAUAUACAGGCAAGCUCAUUAAAGGAUAUCAAGUGUAUGGUCAUGGAAAUGAUAUUCAUUUUGACAAGACCAUUCUUUUGAAAAAGGAUGAUCCAGCUCUUCAUAUAGUUUCAAGAAAUUUCAUUAAAAACCAGCAUGACAAAGAAAUAGCCAUUAGAUAUAAUGGCUACGAUGCAAACGAAUUCUAUUCAGGAAACUCUAUGUCUUUUGUCAACAGAAAAUUCAUCGAUUUGGAGACAGCAAAAAAUAGAAAUCUCACUAGGCAGGAGUGCAGCUCAGAUGUCGAUAUUUUAGGCCUCAAUACCUACCCAUUGGUUGAUGGGUUUGUUUCCAAGAAAGGAGGAUACAUUGGCUUUACUCCUUCCCACUCUUCAGCAGUCAAUCUAUUAAGCGACUCUAAGUUUGAGUUCCUUAUCGCUCGCUCUGUAAUGAACAUCAACGAGGAUAAAGGACUUCCAGAAAGGCUUGAUGAAAGAAUGAUGACUCAUUUCAAUUACAAAGUAUUCAUCAAAAAUGACCUAGAUAGCAUCCACAGACAGUCCCAUACCUAUGGAGACCAAAUGGUUGACCCUAUUCUGAUUAUUACUAAUCAAAAUAAGGUUUCAGAUAUACCAAAUAUCACCUUCGAGCAGAUUGAUAACAUUGGAAUUGAUGUGAUUUCUCUGAGAAUGUUUGAUGAAUCUGCUCCAAUCCAUAGUCCUGGGAUGAUAAGGAUUAGAAAUAGGUCCCCCAAACCAAUCAGACUUGGUCCAAUCUUAUUCUCAUUUGAAACGAAUCAUAGUGAUAAAGGACACCUUGCUAUUUUGUCAAGCACUAAGUUUGGAUAUUCAAGUGCUGAGACUCUCAAAAAUUUAAACUAUAAGCAAAAAGUAUCUGAAGAUUAUAAUGUGAGAGACGACUACAAUGUUCUGAAAAAUUACAGAGAUGAUUACGUCACCAUUGAAACCCAACUACAAGAAAUACACAAAGGUGACACUCUCGUUGGUCUGGCCCAACACGACAUAGUCCUUCAACCCACUGAAAUAUCCCAUCUUCUAAUCUAUCACGCUGAAUACAACAAGAAUGAGGAUAAGUACAAUACUGUUGACCAACAUCUCCAGAAAAUAGCCUCUGUAGAAGAAAUUAGAGAAAACGCAUAUCAAAAUGGUAAAAAGAGCCAUCAAGGAUAGGCAAUGUUCUUAAUCAAUAUUAUG
Molecule: messenger RNA, 3118 nt
Organism: Moneuplotes crassus
Lineage: Eukaryota; Ciliophora; Spirotrichea; Euplotida; Euplotidae
Source: the annotation of a GenBank genome assembly